UGUAGUAUUCAAGAUGGCUACGACAUACAGGAUGGUUGAGGUGAUGGAGUUAGUGCUGGCGAAAAAGACAUAGGAGUGAGGCUGACAGCAGCUGGAGUGGUGGUUGUUUACAUUGUAUAACUGGGAUUGGGGAUAACAUUAAGCAAGGAGAGUCCAUAAGGCACGGGUUCUGAAGUGCACCUACUAAAAGUAUCUGAACAAGGAAUGGCGGAGCCGCGUAGAGUGCCGUUUGUGAGCUUGUCACCCAUGAAGUCACGCGAGGCCGGCGGAAGCCUGGUAGUGGAACACCAUCAUCAGCGAUCCCCUCAAAAUAUGCAGCAUUCGGGACAAAUGUCGCAAAGGCCGCCGCAGCCGAGGCCAAUUCAGACGGCCGUGCAACCGCAAAGGCCUCCCCCGCAGCAGCUGACCAUGCAUAGAUCGCCACGCGAAACACAUACUUUGUCUACUGUAGCUAAAGAUGUCGAUGCUGUUAAAGCCGACGGGCACUGUUUGCAAAAACCUCGGGUUACAGUGAGACUUGAGUGGCCUUUGUCUGAAGCUACGGAAGAAGGCUGUCCGGAGUUUAGUUAUCCGGAGCUACUACAAAAUGAGUUAAAGCGAAGGCGAGUUGUUACUGUUGGAUCAGUAAAAGAGGAACGGGCACAGAAUGAUCCCUUUAAUGAUGACGAACGAGAGAGAAUGGAAGUGGAAAGCCUGGCCAAGAAAUUUGAGGCCAAAUAUGGAGGAAAAGUCCGCAAACACCGGAAGGAUCGUAUGCAGGAUCUCAUAGAUAUUGGUUAUGGUUACGAUGAGACGGACCCAUUUAUUGAUAAUUCUGAGGCGUAUGAUGAAUUGGUUCCAGCAUCCCUGACAACCAAACAUGGGGGAUUUUACAUCAACACUGGGACGCUGCAAUUUCGUCCGGCAUCAGAUUCAGAAAAUGAAGAUUUUGUUGAGUCUAAAAAACACAAAACCUCUAAAGUGUCUAAGUUGAAAGAAGAUGAUCGUUUGGUAAAGAAACGCAAAAGGAAAGAAGAGAGUGCAGAGAAAGAAAAACCACCAAGAAAACUUAAAGUUUCCAAACAAAUUGGUGUGGUGACCUUCAACUCUCACAAACCUGACAAGAAAAAGAAAAAGCAUUACAAAGACUCACCUUCCCUUGCUGCCAUGCUGCGAAAAUUUCAGAAGGAAAAAGACGCCAUAAGAAAAAAACAAUCCAUGACGAAUCCACCCACUGUGAAAGUAGUUACUGCUCCACCUAGGCCUGUCACUACUACUACUACUACUGCCGCUGCUGCUAGUGAUUUAUCAGAUCUAACGCUUGGUGCUGAUCCGAUGCUUGCCAUCUUUGGUGGUGGCAGUGAGCUCCUGCAGGAGGCAGAGAGUGCUUUGGAAAUGCUUGGUGACUUUGAUUUUGACAAACUUUUAGAUUCUGCAUCUGACAGCCCUGGAGAUUCUGAUCAUGGAGAAAAUGGUACUACUGGCCAGUCUGUGAAUAUUUCCCAGGUUCAGGCACCCAAGCAAGUACCCCCUAUUCCUGAUGGUCUUCCAUCGCAGCUGGAGAAACGCAUUGAGGAUUUGCGAGUGGCUGCAAAAAUGUUUGAUGAAGAAGGUCGAAAAAAGUUCUUUACUCAAGAAAUGAAUAACAUUUUAUUAGACAUUGAGUUACAGCUGCAGGCACUGAGCCCAAGCAAUAGAAAUGUGGUUUACGGUUAUAUAGAAGCUUUUGUUCCUUGCAACAAGGAGACGCUUGUCAAGCGCCUAAAAAAACUUCAUCUUCACAUACAGGAUGAUCAAUUGAGAGAGCCUUUGCAGAGACUAAAAAUGGCUAUUAGUAGUGUAAUGCCUGACCAAUUAAACAGAUACCAAGUAGACUGUGAAGCACGCAACCAGGCCAAAAAUGCCAAGCACCAGGGAGAGGAGGAUCGUGAUAAAAAUCCUUCUGAGGAAGAGGAUGACGAGAAGCCUGGCAAAAGGGUGAUGGGUCCACGGAAGAAGUUUUGUUGGGAUGAUCGUAUAAGGAAUUUGCUUUGUAACUUAGUGAGAAUAAAGCUGGGAUGCUAUGAACUUGAACCUAAUAAAACCCAGUCAGCAGAAGACUAUUUAAAGGCGUUUAUGGAGACAGAGAUUAAACCGUUAUGGCCCAAAGGUUGGAUGCAGUUAAGGAUGCUGUUUAAGGAAAGCCGUAGUGUACACAAUCAUCUCACCUCUGCUCCAGCUAAGAAAAAAGUUAUUCUGGCCCCUAAGCCAAAAGUCAAGGAGUCUAGUCCAAAAAAGGAACAAAAGACAUCAACUCCUCUCCCCACAGUAGUCCGUGCACCUUCUUUGAAUGCAGUUACACCAAUAGGUGGUCCAACCGGCUCAAGUUGUACGUUCCCUUCAGAGACUAUAUGUCUAGAUGACUCUUUGGAUGAAGAUCUUUCUUUCAAACCUCCUUCAUUGGAUUCUAUCUCUGAGGCACUUGCUGUGCUUAAUAAUGGAGCAAAUACCCCAACAUCCAUGUGCAACAUAGACACUCCUACCUCUAGGCCAAGGACUGCCUUGAGAGAGGAAAAACUUGCCUCAAUCAUGAGCAAAUUGCCAUUGGGGGGUCCUAAAAAAACCGAACCUCCUCAUCAUACGUCCAGCCUUAUUGCUGGCCAUUCAGCCUCUCAACCAAAGAAAGCCCAAGAUCUGGCACCAGCCCUUCCCACAGUGGUCUCUGGGCUUAUUGCAGGAUCUUCAAUACAAAACCCAAAAGUGUCACUUGAGGCACUACCUACAAAGCUGCUUCAGCAAGGAAUCCAGAGAUCUCAGGCUGAGGUGUCUUCGUCUACACCUCCUAAGGUCAAGGCUUCUUCAGCUACACAAACCAAAGCAGCUUGUGCUUCCUCAUCAUCUUCUACCCCUUCCUCCUCCUCAUCAGUGUAUUUGGUAUCCUCUUCGCAAGCCCAUGUAACCUCCCUUUCUUCACAAGUUCAAAACGCUUCUUCGUUACAUGUUGCCAAGGUCCAUCAGCACCAGAACCUUCAGCAAACUUAUGUAACACCAUUACAAGCAACCAUCAGUAAAUCUCAUACUAACCCUGUUGUGCGACUGACCAGCAGUCCCCAGAUCUCUUCCACGUCACCCAUUGUAAAGACACCUGAAAAACUUACAAUUUACCGGCCACCCUCUUUACCCUCACCUAGUAGCAGCCAUCAUACUUCAGUAUCUCGAACAGUUGCCUCUUCUACCUCCAGCAACCUCUUAGCAAAAAAUAUUGGUGUACAAGGUUCAAGUUCUGGCUUCAAAUCCCCAUACACCAUGGCCCCAUCCCCCAAGCCCUCCACUACUCCUAGUUCUUCCAGUUCAUCUACUUCUGUCUCCCUGAGUAAUACUACUCACAAGCUGUCAAGUUCAAGUAUUGGACGUCCCUCACCUACAGCUAGCCCAUUGUCUGCUGGCCGGGGGUUUGGAGGCACCCAGGGGACAAAGAAUCCUUCAGUGCUCCCCAAGAUGACAGGAUCUUCCCCUAAAACAAAUACUCCUAAUAUCAGACAACCCAGUCCGUCUCCAAAAACAUCCACCCCUUCUCCAAAGCCACAGACUGCUACAACCCCUGGACCUAUUAUAAUUGCAACAACUAACUCUGCCAUUAAUGUAACCAUACCCAGGGCCAACCCUAGUUUUACAACAAGUAGGACUAAUAUUUCUGGAAGUACAUCAAGUGGCGCUUUGGGGGCUAGCAAACCGCCAGCUCAUCAUAGACUAUCUGCCUCAGGUUCCCCAGUUGCAGUUCCCCCUGUACAGUCUACUGGAACAGCCUCUAUUCUUGCCAGCACUUCACCGCUGACCCUCAUGACAUCACAGCUGUCUGCAACAAACCCAAAUGUGACAACUUCUUCACUUGGCCCAUUUGGAAUGCUAGGCGGGCUGGUCCCAGUCAAUAUGCCGUUCCAGUUCCCACUUGAGUUGCUUGGCUUCGGGAGUGACACGGCCAGCGUGGUUACGUCCCAGGGUUCUACCUCAACUGCUUUCCACCACAACCUCACUCAAAAUAUACUGAAAGGGUUACAGACACCCUCUCCACACACCCCCACCAUCUCUCAUCCCAGUUUGCCUCCUCAUGUACAGCAAACAUUUGCAGAUGGAGGCCAAAGUAAAGGAGAUUCCAAACUACAGCGAAAAAGCCAGUGACUUCUGAACAAGAAAAUGGAUUGGAGGGAGAUCUGUCAUGUUUGUCUUUUCUGAUUGGCAAUGAAUUGUCCUGUCAGAAAGUACUUCGCUGGCUGUAAAGGCACCAUAUGCUGUCUAUGUUUACAUUACUCUGAUCCCAAUCACUGUGGAGAACACGUAACGUGAUGAAGGCAAGAAGAUUAUUACAGGAGACUGGUCUUUUGCAUGACUGGCUAUAAGAUGGUGCUACCAAACCACAAAAAAAAAGUGGGGCACAUGUCCACUCUCUGCAAACAGAAUUAAUUACUAGUUUGAUCAUGCAAUUAAUAUUUAUUUUUCUUGAUCUAUUAUUACAAGAACUAAACAUCAUGCGGUGUAACAAUUUCUGUACCAUUUAUGUAGAAAAAUGCAGCACAAGAUUGUCAGACAAAAAAAAUAAACUCAAAAAGUUAUACAAAAAUAUCUUAUUUUUCAGUUUAGACUUAGAUUAGCUAAUCACUCAACUAAUGUAGGUUUCCAUUUGCUUCUACAGUCUGUAGUACUUUGUAUCAAAAAGUACCGAUCGAGCAAUGGCUCUUUAAAGAAAAAUAGCACAUUAACAAUGUAUUGCAACAGGAGUUUUAGUUCCCCGGUUUCAUCUUAUAAUUCUGUUAUUUGCAAACUGACGCAAGAGAACACAGCUGCAUAAAGAUUAGUAGCUAUUAAACACACUAACAUUUGGAGUUCCGUUUUUGAGAAAGUUGUAUAAUGAUCUAAUAGGAGUUGCUGUAGUAAAAUGUACUCAUUUGGUAAAGCAUAUCCAAAUAUCUUGCUUUCGGACAUAAUGUUGGCAUACCUAUGAAAGACAUAUGUUAAGUAAACAAAGUAGGAACUAAAACGUGGGUGGUUCAUUAUCAUCUUUUUGUAUUAUACUCUUUAUAGCUCUGUUGAAACAGCACAAAUUAGAAGUCUUUGGGUUUAAAAAAAAAACAGAAAGCAACACUUCAAUGCAAGCUUGUCAUUUAUAAUGGAUGUAGUGAUCUAUAGUGCCUGCUUACAAUAAUUCGAAUAAGCAUUAUUUUUUACUGUUUAUCAAUACCCUAAAUUGGUGCAUAUAACAGACUAUGAUGGGUCCUUCAGUACUUGUGAAAAAUACAUUGCAAGUGUGUCCUUCUAUUUAGACUGCUUUUCAUCCAUUCUGACCGGAGUUUAAUUUAUUUGCAAUAAAGUUUGAAUUUCUUUGUUUUUAUUGAGGGAUAGAUCUGCCUCAAGUGUAAAAACUGCCAUUUGUGGUCUGUCAGUUUCCUUUAUUGUUAUAGAGUGAAAUAAAAGCCACUGGACUUUAGGUAUCUUAAAAUUAAAAUAUUCUACUUUUUCAGUUACCUUCGUCGUAUGAGACUCAAUUUUUGGAAUCACAAGUGAACUUCUGUCAAACCCAUAUGUGUUUCUGAAAUCAUGAAGCAAUAAUGAUUCUUGUGGAUAGAAUAUAAGUCAUGAUAUAGCUUUGUAUUUUGUGGAAUAUCUAUAUCUUAUAGCCAGUCAAGCAGAAGUAGGCAGGAUAAGGUCUGGAGGUAGUUUCUAUUAUUCUGCGGUGGCGGCGAAGGAACUUGUGUAUUGGAGAACCGCGGUAUCUAAUUUUGGACAAAAGGGUGCUUUCAUACAUUGCUGCUAUAGGUGUGAUAUUUUUCUUUUUUUUCCUCUUUGCUGUAGUACAAUAGAUUUAAUAUAAUUUAAAUCCUUGCUGAUUCCUGGCUUAUCAAGGGCAUUAGUGUUUUACCAUCAAUUCUGCAAUUGUAAGUGGUAACUACUAUUUGUUGAUUUUUAAUUUGCUUCUCUUGAGCAAUUAUUCUCAUAUUUCAUUCUUGUACUGUGCACAGAAAGCUGACUAUCUAAAGAUAACCAUUUAUAUUUUUAAGAAUACACAGUGAUGGUGGUAGAGAUGGACAGUGAAAACACCUGGACCCCCGAGUAGAGUCAUUUCCACUUACUGAACAAAAUUAUAGUUCAUUGUUUAAGUGCCUUUUAUUUCUUGUGCUUAUGUACAAAUUCUCAUCAUAGUGCCAGUUACUGUUACUUAAUACAAAAAAAAAAUGUUCCUUCACAGAAGGACGCAUGUGCAUUAUAUAUUUUUUUUAAUUAUUUUUCUUCUUUCCUCUCUGAUGUUGGAUUGAUAACAUUUCUUGUAUUUUUUUGAUUCAAUAAGAGGUGCCUUUUCUGGCAUUAGGGCGUUUAAAGACGGCAUAGGUACUCUUAACUGUUGAGACUCGACAAGUUUUUUUUUUUGCUGGAGCUUUGUAGGGAUGGUUUUAAUAUGGGUAGAAGAGAUGGUUGCCCAGAAUCCUAGUGUUUAAUGAUUAAAAUAUAAAAUAAAAUAUUUUGGUGAUCCUGUG
Spea bombifrons (plains spadefoot toad) is the source of this 6485-nucleotide messenger RNA. It is a transcript of the gene UBN2, whose product is annotated as ubinuclein 2. The coding region runs from base 205 to 4137 and encodes 1310 amino acids. Gene Ontology annotation, cellular component: nucleus. NCBI's taxonomy places the organism in Eukaryota, Metazoa, Chordata, Amphibia, Anura, Pelobatidae. The transcript has 17 exons. The record is from RefSeq and is a predicted model, not a curated record.